This is a messenger RNA of Manihot esculenta (cassava), 651 nucleotides long. Its product is annotated as proline-rich receptor-like protein kinase PERK3. The transcript is spliced from 4 exons. NCBI's taxonomy places the organism in Eukaryota, Viridiplantae, Streptophyta, Magnoliopsida, Malpighiales, Euphorbiaceae. The coding region runs from base 1 to 651 and encodes 216 amino acids. The record is from RefSeq and is a predicted model, not a curated record. Gene Ontology annotation, molecular function: protein kinase activity; ATP binding. Gene Ontology annotation, biological process: protein phosphorylation.
AUGUCAUCUAGUGAGGAGAAAAAUCACGCACCUGCACGUAAUGCCGAAGGAAAUGGGCUAAGAAAAUAUGAAUUUACUGAACUAGCUGAAGCAUCUCGUUAUUUCUCCAAUGGAAACCGCAUUGCCCGUGGACGCUUCGGCGAUGUCUACAAGGGAGUCGACGUAGCUAUUAAGAAACUUGAUAUAAGUGAGGACGAUCACUGGGAAAAGAAAUUCCAAGAUUUGAUCAAGGCCUUUGGCACUGUGCAUCACGAAAAUCUAGUUAAACUGAUUGGGUACUGCAGCUCUUCAUCCGAUAAAUUGCUUGUUUCAGAGUUUGUUUCCAACAAGUCCUUGAAAUUUUAUCUAUAUGAUGAAAAGAAAAGAUCAAAUUUGACGUGGGCAAGAAGAAUGAAAAUUGCUAAAGACACUGCUAAAGGAUUGGCACAUCUACACGAGGGUAGCCCCCCAAUCAUCCACGGAGACAUCAAGGCAGCCAAUAUUCUCCUUGACCAUAAUUUUAACCCAAAGGUUGCAGAAUUUGGACUUGACAACUUGUAUCCAAAAAAUGGUAAUGUUCAUAUGCCAUCACCUCUAAUUGGAAGGAAACUUAUACUUCAUGGAAGAUAUUUGAUAUUUCUUUUCCCUAUAUAUCAUUUAUGCAGAUCAUAA